Dichotomopilus funicola is the source of this 2640-nucleotide messenger RNA. RefSeq lists its product as uncharacterized. NCBI's taxonomy places the organism in Eukaryota, Fungi, Ascomycota, Sordariomycetes, Sordariales, Chaetomiaceae. The coding region runs from base 1 to 2640 and encodes 879 amino acids. The record is from RefSeq and is a predicted model, not a curated record. The transcript has a single exon.
AUGGGGAUUUUUUCCUUCAAUCCCUUUCGGGCUCGUGAGGCCCAGGCACCAAAGCUGCCCGUCUACAAUGAACUCCCUCCCCCAAAGGCACGCUCAACACGCCAUGCACGGAAAACACGCGCGGCGCGGUCGCCGACAAAGGAGCGCUAUUCCGAUACUAGCUCCACGUCAGACGAUUCCGAUGGCGACACAACCGAUUCAUCUACUUCCAGCUCCGGCAGCUCGAGGCGAACAUCGUCAUCUGCAGCGUCUGCCGCCGCGCUCAUGAUGCCCAAGAAGCGGCCUGUGGCUGUCGCUAACCGACGCUCUCCCGUUAGGAGAUAUCUUUAUCGAUUGCCCAACAAGGUCAUCCGGUACUUGUGUCUCGCCAUGAUGUCGACCAUCAUCAUUUUCAUGUUUGUGCUCAUCCGAGCGAGUCAGAUGGAGAAUAGGAGGAUAGCUGAGGGCAAGGUCGAGAAGAAGCCUGCGGACCCGCCCCCGUGGGAGAAUUUCGAUUUCCUCACUCGGUACUACGGUGGUGUCAAGUCUCUACUUCCUCUGUCCGACAACGUACCGCAGUACCCCCGGCUUGAGGAGGAGGGUGCCUACAACGCCACCGAGUCACAAACACAGCAUGGCCAAGAAGAGUCUGGGGAGCAGGGAUCCAAGCAAACCUCGAAGAAAAUGCCGUCGAGCAAGGCCUUCGUGGAUUACACCACUGCCAACAUCCCGAAAGUCGCUGAUGGCAUUCACGAGUGCUUCUUGGACAGCAAGAAUACCCUCAAGGCACCCUCGAUCCGUUACCUCGAGGGGCGCCCGGACGGUUUCCCGGACAACAUCCUUGGCUCCUACGAACUGUUCUCGCUUCCUGAAGACAUUUGUUUCGACCGCUACGGCAGAUACGGGCCUUACGGCUAUGGGUACUCUAUCUGGACUGGCGGUCUUGGAUUGGGUGAUCACGGCGACCGGGAAGGAUCCGAGGAGGUCUGGGGCCCUUCCAAGAAAACGGACUGGCGUCACAUCGACUGGGCUGCUGCUCAGCGGCGUUGCUAUCAAGCGAAUGCCGACCGUUUUGAACCACUCGCUGUACGUGACGCGCCGCCUCGCGGAUUUUACAUUGGUGAAGGCAUUCAAACCACCAAGCUCGCUGCCCGGGAAUCGCAAGAGACAAAGACCCCUGAAGAUUUCGUCGAAGAGGCUGCAAAGGAGACUGCCCAGGUCCGCGGCAGCUUGCAGAGGACGGCUGUCGUUCUCCGCUGCUGGGAUGAGUUUGUCUGGAGGGAAGAGGAUAUUGUCAACUUGAGAGCUCUUAUCUCCGAGCUGUCCCUCGCUUCCGGUGGCCGCUAUGACAUUCAUCUUCUCGUGCAGGUGCGUAAUGAUGCUCGCAACCCUAUCUGGGCGGACGACGAGGCCUACCGCGCCCGUAUCAACGAAACAGUGCCAGAGGAGUUCCGUGGGAUUGCCACCCUCUGGUCUGAAACCCAGAUGCUUGCAGUCUACCAGGGCCUCCGCGACCUUUGGACCAAGGGUCCCGAUCUUCCCGUUCACGGCUCGUACCGCGGUCUACAAAUGGCCAUGCAGCACUUUGCCUACAACCACCCAGAGUACGCGCACUUCUGGCAGUGGGAAAUGGAUAUCCGCUACACCGGGCAUUACCAUGACAUCCUCUCCAAGAUGGAGAACUGGGCCAAAGAACAGCCGCGUAAAGGGUUGUGGGAGCGCAAUGCUCGCUUCUACAUCCCCCAUGUUCACGGUACUUGGGAAGACUUCAAGCAGAUGUCCCGAGUGCAGACUGAGCACGGCACCGUUGGCGCUGACAACCUGUGGAACUCUGUGCCUGGUGUCAACCAGCCAAAGCCGGGCGACAAAGCGGCCGCGCAGCCGGGUGAGCCAUCCGUCUGGGGCCCUCUCCGCCCGGCUUCCGAGUCCGACUGGUUCGAGCAUGACGCCGACCCGGUCCCGCCCACGACCUACGAGCGCGACAAGCACGUCUGGGGCGUGGGUGAGGAGGCCGACCUGCUCACACUGUCGCCCAUCUUCGACCCGGAGGGUACCAGCUGGGGGCUCGCCGACGACAUCACGGGGUACAACGAGACCAUCCCCAACGGCAAGCCGCCGCGCCGCGCGCAAAUCAUCACGGCUUCGCGCAUGUCAAGGCGCCUCCUACUCGCCAUGCACCGAGAGACCGCCUUCAAGAAGCACCAUGCCUUCCCCGAGAUGUGGCCUGCCACAGUGGCCCUGCACCACGGCCUCAAAGCCGUCUUUGCCCCGCACCCGGUCUUCGUCGACCGCGCCUGGCCCCCCGACUACCUCGCGCGCGUGCUCAACGGCGGACGCAACGGCGCCUCGGGUGGUGCGCGCACAUCAGUCUACGGCGACCGCGAGCACAACAUGCGCGGGCUGACGUGGUUCUACAACGCCGGCUUCUCGGGCAACUUGUACCGCCGCUGGAUGGGCCUGCGCGUGAACAAUGACGGAGGGGAGGAGUUUGAGACCACCGUGGAUCGGAGCGCGAACGAGACAAGCGUGGGCACCAUGCGUGGCGGCGAGGGCCGGAUGUGUCUCCCGCCGAUGCUGCUGCAUCCGGUGAAGGAAGUCGAUCUGCCGGUGGAACGGCCACAGGAGCAUGCGCCGAUGCAAGAGUCGGAUCCUUCUGCUUAG